This is a messenger RNA of Recurvomyces mirabilis, 315 nucleotides long. RefSeq lists its product as uncharacterized. The coding region runs from base 1 to 315 and encodes 104 amino acids. The record is from RefSeq and is a predicted model, not a curated record. Lineage: Eukaryota; Fungi; Ascomycota; Dothideomycetes; Mycosphaerellales; Teratosphaeriaceae. The transcript has 2 exons.
AUGCCGGCCUUGAUAUACGUCUCGUACCCUUGUGUCGAAGGAGCCAAGUUCGACAUGGACUACUACCUCAACACACAUAUGAAGAUAGUCGAGAAGCACUGGACCUCAUAUGGCAUGAAAGACUGGACAGUGGUCCAGUUCCAGAAGGAUGAUCCCUCAGGCCAGAACGUUCAAGCAAUCAUGACAUGGGAGUCAACCGAAGCAUUCGACAAGGCCAUCGCUGCGAACAUUCCGGAGGUGAUGGAGGAUGUGAAGCACUACUCGCCAGAGGUCAUGCCGGUCCGCUACUACGCACAGGUCAUGGCGAAGGGUUGA